This is a messenger RNA of Monomorium pharaonis (pharaoh ant), 3408 nucleotides long. RefSeq names its product N-alpha-acetyltransferase 25, NatB auxiliary subunit (gene psidin). The transcript is spliced from 10 exons. The coding region runs from base 293 to 3010 and encodes 905 amino acids. Gene Ontology annotation, molecular function: protein binding; protein-N-terminal amino-acid acetyltransferase activity. NCBI's taxonomy places the organism in Eukaryota, Metazoa, Arthropoda, Insecta, Hymenoptera, Formicidae. Gene Ontology annotation, biological process: N-terminal peptidyl-methionine acetylation. Gene Ontology annotation, cellular component: NatB complex; cytoplasm. The record is from RefSeq and is a predicted model, not a curated record.
UCUCCCUUCCACUCUAUCACCUCGUUUUCCAAGUGCGGACUUGCGGAGACCUCGCGGCCCGGUCCGGUCAUUUUUUUCUUUUCGCUCCUAUGAUAUUUUAUAGGGAGAAGGAUAAGAAUAAAAAUAUUUUUGUGCAAUAGCGUGCUCUACCGCGUUGAGGCUGAUCCGGCGCGUGAGAGACACGCGUAAAAAUAUCUCGGUAACUCGGAGAAUCGAGUUGAAAAUGAUACGAGGUGAUCGGAAAUCGUGCGGGUUUUUGGUUUGUUGAUUUUAUGCUACCGCAAAAAGUAUCAUGGCGUCCAAGAGCCAUGUGGAUAACACGGUGAAUGAACGUCGCUUGCGACCGAUUUAUGACUGGCUGGACAAUGGAAAUAAUAAAAAGGCUCUCCAGGAGGCAGACAAGGUGCUCAAGAAACAUCCGACUAAUCAAUGCGCCAGGGUGCUUAAGGCCUUGGCUCUGUUACGUAUGGGUAAGGAGAAUGAGUGCCAAGUCAUUAUGGACAAAGUGCGUUCCGAGGUGCCUUGCGAGGAUUCCACUCUACAGGCGAUGAGCAUCUGUUACAGAGAGAUACAUCAACCGGACAAAGUCAGCGAACUUUAUGAAGCUGCUGCAAAGGCUGAUCCGAACAAUGAAGAGCUCCUAACGCAUCUCUUUAUGUCUUACGUUCGUCUCGGCGAUUAUAAGAAGCAGCAGCAAACUGCUCUUAACUUGUACAAACUGACACAUAAGAAUCCAUAUUAUUUCUGGGCUGUUAUGAGUAUAGUGAUGCAAGCUAUUCAUGCCGAUCAGAAGUUGGCAAAAGAACUUAUCUUGCCUUUGGCAGAAAGAAUGGUCCUAAAACAAGUAAGGGAGGGAAAAAUAGAAGCAGAACAGGAAGUUCAGCUUUAUCUGAUGAUAUUAGAACUGCAAGAUAAAAAUCAAGAAAUAUUGAAUGUACUGUCUAGUCCUUUAGCUUCAUAUGUCUCAUACGUAUCUCAACGAAAGGCUACGUGUUUAUUGAAGCUAGAAUGUUUUCCUCAAGCGGCUAAUGCAUAUCGCGCACUUAUUGAAGAGAACAUCGACAAUUGGGCAUUUUAUCAAAAUUAUCUUUCGGCGGCCUUAAAGUUUCAAUGUAUGACAGAAUGCUUGGAUUUUUUCAACCAUAUUAUCAAUAUGUCCGAGAAGAAAAUUCGCGCGCCAUAUUUAGCCCGCCUAGAACUAUUGAAGCGAUGCCAGACUGAUGAUCUGCAAUAUAACAUGAAUUGUAUAAACUUUAUGCACCAAUAUUUCUCUCAAUUUGGAGAAAAGGGAUGUGUAGUUGGAGAUUUACGAUUGUAUUUAAAUCUACUUACACCUAAAUCCAAGUUCGAAUUAUUUGAAAAGAUUGAGGAAGAUAUUGGCCUUGUAUCAGAUGAAUUUCCAACUACAGUACAACAAAUGCAUAGGCACAUUCAUUUGGAGCAAUUGCGGCGUAUUUGUGGCUUCCAUCAUCCUCCUUUAGCAGACAGAGACAAACAGGAACAAUUGAUAAAGCGAUUAUGUGAUUUAUAUGAAAAAGGCAAUAAAUUAUGUCCAAUGCAGGAUAGAUUACCAACUGAUUUCUGUCCAGCAGAUCCAUAUAUCUUAUUGGCUACGCAUUUGUUACAUCAAUUAUGGGUCGAUACUAGUGACGCGUCUUUUCUUUAUAGGGCAAUGUCAUUAUUGGAACACGGUCUUCUGUCGAGUCCUGUAAAUUUUCACAUCAAAAUUUUACUUGUACGUAUUUACUUGGAAGCUGGUCUAGUGGUCGCGGCUGAUCAUGCGUUCGCAUUACUAGAUGUAAAACACCUUCAACUAGAUUCACUGGGGUAUCUUCACGCGCCACUUCUCGCGCCUCUCGGUAACUUGCCAUUGGCCUCGACAACUCUUGAUCAUACAGCGAAAUUUUUCAUAUCCAACUAUAAGGAUAGUGCGGAUCAUUUAACGCUUGCAUACAAAUAUGGAAGUUUUAUAAAAAUUCAGGAUUUUGUGGAAUUAAGAGAACGCCUAGAAUAUUCGUUUCAUUUUGCUAUGACAACUGUGGAUAAAAUGCUACUCGAUUUAUGUUGGUGUGAUAGUACUGCUUCUUUAUUUUCUACUUUGAAUAAUAUGCAUAUCCAACCCCAUCUCGAUUCGAUUAGAUGGGCAUCUUUGCGAGAUAAUCGUGAUUUGGAGGUUGUCCGCGGAUGGGAACCACUUAAUCAGAGCGAGGAAGAUCCGAGAAUGCAGGAAGAAACACGUAUAUGCAUGUUAAAACUACUUUCUGCAAGAAAUGCCAUAUUGCGCAUCUUGGCGGCGAGUGUUGGAACUUCUUCUAUGUAUCUUUCUCAACUAUCUGCCGAGCUUAAAGAAUUAGCAGAAGAAAGUAUACCGAAUGUGUUAAAAAAAUUCGACACAGAUGGAAAGCUGAACAGACCAUGCAAAAUAUUGGUUCCACUUGAUUCUGUAGAAAGAUUACGCGAAGCUUAUCAUUCUGAGCAAUUAAGGACUAUAGCGUGCCUUGCAAAAUCAUUAUCUCACUCUAAUUGUCCGGACUUCGAUUGCAUACAAAUGCUGCGAACAAGUCCUUGCUUACAAACUUUACCUAUCCCUGAACGAGAUAAACCUGUAUCUUUCAAAAACUUCUUACUCAGAGCUUCAACUUGUAGCGAAUCUUUAGCAAUCAUUAGCGCUAUAUGUAGUGCAUGUGCGACACAAUCGGAACCACGUGCACAAUCGCAAAAGAAAAAUAAGAAGAAAUACAAUAAAAAAAUCGAGUCAAAUAUGAUAAAUGAGACCAAUGAGAUCAAGACUUGGAGAGAAGUAGCUGUAUUAUUGUCAGAAAGAGUUGAAAAUUUAGAUGCGGUUCUAACAGAAUUUGAAAAAUACGAGUUACAUACAGGAUUGGAUGAGAAAGAUGAUGUAUGUGUGACCAUUGCAAAACGUGGACAAGCAAGUCUCCGACAAACUUGCAGAUCACUCAAAUCUCGCACUCAACCCAUAUUAAGGCUUUUAAGUAAUUUAAAAAGCUGAAACUAUUCGACAGUAUUUGUACAAAGAUCUAUAUCCGUCUACUUUUCAUAAUUUUCAAAAAUGACUUGAGAGUUCUGUACAUAAUUCUUAGGCCCAAUUCAAUUAUAAAUAAUGAAUGAAUGGUUUAAUGCUGAUUAAAAUACCUGAGCCUACCUUCAUUUUUAUAAAUAGUACUGCGCAGUUAAUACACUGCCAUUUUUGAUCGGUUUAUAACUAAUAAUACAUUAUUUAAAUUUACUAAGAAGUGUAAAAAUUAAAAUAUUUCUAAAAUUUGUGAAAUUUUUAGAACACUAUAAAAGGCAUUAAUAUUAUCGAUAUAUAUUAUUUAAGAAAACAUCUAUCAAUUUCUAGUUAUGUGCCAUUUUUUCAUUAAAAUAAAUAAUGUUUUACAUAUUUUA